GGAGUUGGGUGUCAUUGGGUGUGUACGUACAUCAAUGGAAUGUUAAAGUGUAUUUAGUGGUGUUUAGUGACACAAAUAUUGCUACCUGUUAAACACGCAUGUUUAAAAUCGUUAAAUAGUUCAUUAGUUAUUAUUUAAUUGUGACAUUGAUCGGAUCUGUUAGCAAAGGCUUCCAAAAUGCCGAAAUCGAUGAAUGUUCGUGUGACCACGAUGGACGCGGAACUGGAGUUCGCGAUCCAGCAGACCACCACUGGAAAACAGCUUUUCGAUCAGGUGGUCAAGACGAUCGGUCUGCGCGAAGUAUGGUUUUUUGGACUCCAAUACACUGACAGCAAGGGUGAUUUGACGUGGAUUAAGCUUUACAAAAAGGUCAUGAAUCAAGAUGUCAAAAAGGAAAAUCCACUUCAAUUCAAAUUCAGAGCGAAAUUUUAUCCUGAAGAUGUAGCUGAAGAACUUAUACAGGACAUUACAUCUCGUCUUUUUUAUCUUCAGGUUAAGAACGCUAUACUGUCUGAUGAAAUAUAUUGUCCUCCUGAGACAUCGGUUCUUCUAGCAUCUUAUGCUGUACAAGCCCGACAUGGAGAUUUUCAAAAAGACCAACACUCUUCUGGAUUUUUGGCGAACGAUAGACUGUUACCACAAAGGGUAAUGGAUCAACACAAAAUGUCUAAAGAAGAAUGGGAACAGAGUAUAACAACAUGGUGGCAUGAGCAUCGAGGUAUGCUAAGAGAAGAUUCUAUGAUGGAAUAUUUGAAAAUCGCUCAAGAUUUAGAAAUGUAUGGAGUCAAUUACUUCGAGAUUCGAAAUAAAAAAGGAACUGAAUUAUGGCUAGGCGUUGACGCUUUGGGCCUUAAUAUUUAUGAAAAGGAUGACAAACUUACUCCAAAAAUAGGUUUCCCCUGGUCAGAAAUACGAAACAUAUCUUUUAAUGAUAAAAAAUUUAUAAUCAAGCCAAUAGAUAAAAAAGCACCAGACUUUGUAUUUUUUGCGCCACGAGUACGCAUUAACAAACGUAUUUUGGCUUUGUGCAUGGGUAAUCAUGAACUCUACAUGAGAAGGCGCAAACCAGACACUAUUGAUGUUCAGCAAAUGAAAGCUCAAGCGAAAGAAGAAAAAAUUGCUAAGCAGCUUGAAAGAGAGAAGCUACAGCUAGCCUUAGCUGCUCGCGAUAGAGCUGAGAAGAAACAACAAGAGUAUGAAGACAAGCUUAAAUCUAUGCAAGAAGAAAUGGAACGAUCACAGGCUAAUUUAAUAGAGGCACAAGAUAUGAUCAGACGUUUAGAGGAGCAACUGAAACAAUUGCAAGCAUCUAAAGAAGAAUUAGAGCAAAGGCAGAAUGAAUUGCAGGCAAUGAUGACCCGCCUUGAGGAAACAAAGAACAUGGAAGCCGCAGAGCGUGCAAAAUUAGAAGAAGAAAUUCGUGCAAAACAAGAUGAAGUGCAACGCAUUCAAGAAGAAGUUGAAGCUAAAGAUACAGAGACUAGGAGAUUACAGAAUGAAGUUGAUGAAGCCAGGCGUAAAAAAGAUGAAGUAGCCGCUGCCUUGUUGGCUGCAACAUCAACUCCUCAACAUCACCAUGUGAUGGAAGAAAAUGACAACGAGAGUGAUGAGUUACAAAACGGAAGUGGAGAUAUCAGUCGUGACUUAGAUACUGAUGAGCAUAUUAAAGAUCCGGUAGAGGAUAGACUCACUCUAGCUGAAAGGAAUGAACGUUUGCACGAUCAAUUAAAGGCAUUGAAACAAGAUUUAGCUCAAUCUCGAGAUGAAACUAAAGAAACUGCAAUGGACAAGAUUCAUCGUGAAAAUGUCCGUCAAGGUCGCGAUAAAUACAAAACAUUAAGAGAGAUUCGUAAAGGCAAUACUAAAAGACGUGUAGAUCAAUUCGAAAAUAUGUAA
Ctenocephalides felis (cat flea) is the source of this 1896-nucleotide messenger RNA. RefSeq names its product moesin/ezrin/radixin homolog 1. Gene Ontology annotation, cellular component: filopodium; plasma membrane; microvillus. The coding region runs from base 178 to 1896 and encodes 572 amino acids. Gene Ontology annotation, molecular function: actin binding; cell adhesion molecule binding. Gene Ontology annotation, biological process: regulation of organelle assembly; positive regulation of protein localization to early endosome; positive regulation of early endosome to late endosome transport. The transcript has 11 exons. Lineage: Eukaryota; Metazoa; Arthropoda; Insecta; Siphonaptera; Pulicidae. The record is from RefSeq and is a predicted model, not a curated record.